AUGGCAUUCCACACCGAUCAAGUUCUUAAGCGGCCGGCGCCUGAUACCCAAGACGGAAAGAGUGAACAGCCAAGGAAAAGGGGCAACAUCAGCGAGACCACCGAGCAUAAGAUGGAAGUGCUGAUGCAGUCAUCAAUUCUCGUGGAAGACUCCUCUGAUGACGAGAUUCAUCCGCAGUCGGGUCAGCUAAUCCAACGACAAACAGUCUGAUGGAAAGGUCCAUGCUAAUACUGAUUUGGCAGAUCCAGGCGCGAAGAAGCAAGGCAUGACGGCUCGUGAGGCCAGGGAUCAUUUUGCCGAUAUCAGCGGCUAUGUGGAGGAGCUGGAGAAGCAAGUGAGGGACAAGGGCGAGGAGGUCUCGAGGCUGCAGGUCGAGAUGCAGACACUCAGGGAUAAGGCCAACCGCCUCAUCAUGAAGAAGAAUGGACGCAUUCGGGAGUUGGUGAGGGAGAGAGAUGCCUCCAACGAUUUAGUGGACUCUUGGCGUCUCAGGGCUCUGAAUUCGGACAGAGAGAUUGAAGACAUGAGAGCUCAGGCCCUAGCGGAGAAGGAGAAGUGGUUCGAGGCCAAGCAUGUCGCGUCGAUGGAACGAGCGAGGUGUGCUGAUGUCGUCAAGGCGGCUAAGGACGUGGUCGACUGCCACACGGCCGAUUUCAGCGGCAAGAUGCAGAAGUUGGACGAGGCUGCAAAGGCUCUUGGACCAACGCGAAAGCCCUAA
Molecule: messenger RNA, 718 nt
Organism: Lecanosticta acicola
Lineage: Eukaryota; Fungi; Ascomycota; Dothideomycetes; Mycosphaerellales; Mycosphaerellaceae
Source: the annotation of a GenBank genome assembly